Messenger RNA from Megalopta genalis, 2568 nucleotides. It is a transcript of the gene Atg14, whose product is annotated as autophagy related protein 14. The record is from RefSeq and is a predicted model, not a curated record. Gene Ontology annotation, molecular function: phosphatidylinositol 3-kinase regulator activity; protein-membrane adaptor activity. Gene Ontology annotation, cellular component: phosphatidylinositol 3-kinase complex, class III; autophagosome; extrinsic component of phagophore assembly site membrane. Gene Ontology annotation, biological process: mitophagy; autophagosome assembly; cellular response to starvation. Lineage: Eukaryota; Metazoa; Arthropoda; Insecta; Hymenoptera; Halictidae.
UUUUUCCAAAACAAUUGCUGCCACGGCGCAGCUAUGAGAUACGUAAGCUAAGAUUUAAUUUUGUUUUUUCCAUAAUUCAACAAUUACUCGUCGAAUUAGAAGGAAAAAUUGUGUAAGACGAGAUCGCCUAUAUGUGGCUCUCAACAAAUAUGAAAGUGAAGAUACGCGAUAAACACGGUAUCGUGAACAGAGUGGCGGGAGAAUACAAGUAAAUAUCAGAUCAGCUGAUGAGUGACAACAGACAGACGAAGACCCAUUGUUCUUGUUCUUGGUUAUGGCGACAAGCAGUUCUGAUGGGUCCUGUACAGCACCUGCAGAUUUCCAGCUUUCGUCAGAGUUGGAAGAUACCUCAAGCCGUUUGAGCGUAAACUUAUUAAUGUGUCCACUUUGCCAUAACAGUCGCCGAACUUUUUAUUGUCGACAAUGCAUUCAGAAUGGAGAUUUUAUUCAUUCAACUUCUGUUUACUCAGAAAGAUUUUCUGAGAAAGAAUUACGACUCCUGCGGUUGAAAGCAGCAAAGGUUCAGUUAGAAGAGAAAUGCAUGAAAGCUCUUGAGAAACACAGACAAAGGGAUAAAUUGAUAUGUGACAUAAAUAUUUGUAAAGAAAGAGUAAGAUUAAUCCAAACUCUGGUGAAUGAAACAAAGCAAAGUAUAAACCGAGGGAAUCAGCGGUUGAAUGUUCUCAAAGAUGUAAACUCUCAGGUAGCACUUAGAUUACCCAAACAUGAAGAACGAGUAGAAAGAUUGCACAGACAUGUUACUGGACUGUGGGCAAAGCAGGAGAAACAAAAAGAAGCAGUAGAUAGAAAAAGACAACAGCUAAAAAAAGUGAUAAGAACUGCUGCAAAACAGCUAAUUCAGUAUAUUUUUCCAAUAUCAAUAGUUCAAGCUAACAGAAGUUUAUCUAGCAGUGAGGAAGAUACUAGUGCAGAUGUUGUAACUUGUGCACUAGCAGAUGCUUCUGGUACAACUUAUGUCAGAGGUAGAUGGAUCAGUGAUACAAACAAUUCCUCAGAAGUUCAACACUGUAUAGUUGCACCCACUUUACCAGGAUCUGGCAACUAUAGUGCUUAUUCUCUAUGGGUGGCCGCAAACAAAGACGGAGUACCAGGUGCAAAUAAGGAAACUGCAAUGCACAAUCCAGCUUAUAAUAUCAGUGCUGCUUUAACUUAUGCUACACAAUUGGUUAAUAUUAUUGCUUACUAUGUUAAUGUAAGACUACCAUAUAAACUUUCUUAUAGUGAAUUUUGUGGGAAUGAGAUGUCAGAACAAAAAUUUGCGAGAAAAGUAGCAAGGCUUAAUAGCAAUAUUUUACAUUUAUGUUUUACACAAAAUACCGAUACUACAGUUUUACAUCCAACUCACACAUUGCAAAACUUGAUGCACUUGCUCAAUACCGAAAUCAGUGAUCUUGGAAGAGUUGGUCCAGUUGAAGUAGAUCCAAAUAUUAUAGCACAACUGCAGAGUCAAUUAGCUCCAGAUUUAGAGAAUAGUGACGAUUCUGCUUCCGAUGAAGAGGAAGAUGCUAUUAAUUGGGAAUGGGAAGCUGUUCCAAACGUCGCGUGCCCUGAAAUGACUGUACCGAUUCCUGGUGCAAUGAUCAACAACAGUCAACAGUCAUCUAGUAUGCAAGUGAAUCAGAGUGUUGGUUUAGUUACAAGUGCUGCGGCAAGUAUAGCCUCCUUUUGGCGUGGUUGGACAGCCAACAGGUAGACCUGUUGGUUGGUUAGACCUGUUAUUAUUAAAGUAAAGAAACUUCUUUUUAUACAAACUGGAAGUAUAUAUGUAAGAAUAUAUAUGUAGCGGAUGACACAAACGAUAAUGCUUUAGAACACGCGAAGUAUUAUGUCGAGAAGCGGUUAAAAUGUGUAACGUACUGUACAUACUACAUCUCUGGAUUGAUUGGUUCACAUAAGACACAAAUUGAUUUGAUUCCGCUACUGAAGAUUUCGUAAGAUCUGACAGCUAGUUUAUGUUAAAACAUUUCUGUAAUAUAUUCAUUUUGUGUUGUUAUUUACUUGUAAUAUAAUUCCAAUAUAUUUUAUAUUACACUCGUGAUAAAGAUCACUAACACUUUGGUACAAAUUUUUCAGUGUACAAGCGAACGUUUAAUACGCGAUUAUAUCGUGAUAUCAUUAUCAAAUAUGAUUCGUUAAAAAGAACGUGUGUACGUGAGUUGAAAACGACUGCCUUUUUUUACGCUCACUGCACUUUGUGUGAUUAUAUAUUCAUUAAUAUGUACAUAAAUUGUUUGCUCGCAUCAACGACCUCAUCAUAUAUAUUUUGUUUAACUUAUGUACUUGAAAUUUGAACAAAAACAGUCGAAGCAUUGUGAAACUUUUUGUUUCUUUACGUAAUCGGACAAGUCAAGUUAGAAGCGUGCUACUUAAAGACGAUGUGUGUGUGUGUGUGUGUGGUUUAAGAAACGAUGUUUUAAAAGUGUUAUUAUUUUCGUGUAGCUACGAUCAUACCAUGUUUCCUGUAUAUUUUUGAUUACAUAUUAUAGAAACUAAGACCUGUUAAAACACUUCAUACCUGACAAUAUACAACAUGAAUGUAAAAGGAGA